UGGCUUUCAGAGGUAUCAGUCAUGGGACUGCUGCUGCCGAUCCUUCUUAGCUUACUUGCCGCUCUGAUUGGAGGGCUGUACCUUCUUGGGGUGUUCCGAAAGCAGCGACCAGGAGAACCCCCUUUGGAUAAGGGCCGCAUACCUUGGCUGGGUCAUGUCCUAGAGUUUCGCGGGAACACUUUGAAGUUCUUACAGAGGAUGGUGCAAAAGCACGGUGAUGUGUUCACAGUACAGCUCGGAGGGUUUUAUUUUACAUUCCUUCAGGACUCUCUAUCGUUUGGGUCCCUUGUUAAGGAGAGUCGUGACGUGUUGGACUUCAAUGACUUUGCUAAGGACCUUGUGAAAAAAGUGUUUGGCUACUACCCUCUAGAUGAAGAUCACGAAAUCCUUAAUGGGGCCAACAAGCACAUUAUGGGGGACGGACUGAAGGUGAUGACCCAAGCCAUGAUGAAUAAUUUGCAGAACCUGAUGUUGCACGAUGUCAACUCAGCUGAAGACCGAACAACCUGGAAGGAGGAUGAUCUCUUCAUGUACUGCUACAAUAUUGUUUUCAGAGCCGGGUACUUAUCUCUGUAUGGCAAUGAGCCACACAAGUCAGAGGAAUCUGAGAAGAAAGCCAAAGAGAUAGACAGAGCUGAAUCAGAAGCCUUAUUUUACGAAUUCCGUAAAUAUGAUAGACUCUUUCCCAACCUGGCUUAUGGGAUUUUAUCGCCCAAAAAAAGGCUUGAAGUUAAAAGGCUACAGGAAUACUUCUGGAACAUUCUGUCACUGCAGAAGAUAAAGACCAAAGAAAACAUCAGUCCCUGGGUGUGGGACAUGCAGCGGGCCAAAGAGGAGAGGGGUAUGGACGAGUCGAUGAUAACCAAGUACCUGUUUGUGCUUCUUUGGGCCUCUCAGGGCAACACAGGGCCAUCUUCAUUCUGGCUGCUCCUCUUCCUCAUGAAACACCCAGAGGCCAUGACCGCAGUGAAGCAAGAGGUAGAUCAGGUUCUGAAGGAAUUUGGGCAAGUAGCCCAACCUGGUGGCCCUUUAAUCAACCUGACCCGUGAAAUGCUGAUGAAAACGCCAAUCUUGGACAGCGCUGUUGAAGAAACCCUCCGACUCACCGCUGCACCGCUCCUCACCAGAGCAGUGCUUCAGGACAUGACCCUCAAAAUGGCUGAUGGUCGUGAAUAUUUCAUUCGCAAGGGUGACAGAAUGUCACUCUUUCCUUACAUUGCUGUUCACAUUGAUCCAGAGAUCCACCCUGACCCAUUUUCGUUCAAAUAUGACCGCUUCCUCAAUCCAGACGGGAGCAAGAAAACUGCUUUUUACAAAGCAGGGAAGAAGAUCAAGUAUUACAACAUGCCGUGGGGUGCUGGGGUCUCCAUGUGCCCUGGGCGUUUCUUUGCCACCAGUGAGUUGAAGCAGUUUGUUUUCCUCAUGUUGGUUUAUUUUGAGUUUGAACUGAAGAACCCAGAUGAGAAAAUACCAGAAAUCGACUUCAGUCGAUGGGGCUUUGGAUCAAUGCAACCCGACAGAAAUGUUCAGUUCCGAUACAGACUCAGAUACUGAACCAAUCAGUCAUCUGUUUUUUCUGAUCGUCUCUGUAAGAAUCACAUUACAAUAAUUCCCUCCAACUGCACUAUACACAAUGCACUGCUAUUUUCUAAAACUUCAAACAAGUUAUUCUGAAUACAAUAAUCAAUAUAAAAUGUAUAUAAUAUUCUGCAUAUAAAUCGAAUCGCAGUUCAAUCCAAUGAACCAAUAAUUGGUAACCAUUGUAUAAGCAAAUUCUGUUGAUUUAAAGAAUAUUGUGAAUAUUGUUUCUGCUUCUUUGCACAGCUGUUUAAAAAGUAUGAUAGAAUUACCAGUAUGCAAUGUUUCAUGUCCAGUGAUACACUUUGAAUUGUCAAUUUGUUCAUGUCUGUAUGAAUAAAUAAAGUAAAUAUGCCAUUGCUUUGAUUAAAUUUAACAUUAAUUCAUGUCUGUGAAACCUUUAAAGAGUCAUUUCAAGUCAAUCGAGAGAUAUUGUGUUAUCUAUGCUCUGUGUUUGGUAUGUGUGACACUUAAUCUGUCGAUCAAGAAAGGAGUCUGUUUUUAGGACAUGUACGUACGUGAAUUGAAUGUCACUGGACUGGUUUCGCCAAGGCAUAUCUGAUUAUGGAAGGUCCUCCUCCACUGCACCUGUAACUCUAUAAACAUGAUAAUAAAUUUGUUGAGCCUGGCAAAGACACAAAGGUAAUAUUCCUUGACUGGAUACAGUGGCCUUUAAACUAUAUUGUUUUAUCAUGUAUUUGCUUAACCAAUAUACCUAUGAUUGAUAUAUAACUGAUGAUGCCUUGUAACAUGUCAAUGUUUGAUAUUAAAUACAACCGUUUCUGUA
This is a messenger RNA of Centropristis striata (black sea bass), 2365 nucleotides long. RefSeq names its product 5-beta-cholestane-3-alpha,7-alpha-diol 12-alpha-hydroxylase-like. The coding region runs from base 22 to 1554 and encodes 510 amino acids. Lineage: Eukaryota; Metazoa; Chordata; Actinopteri; Perciformes; Serranidae. The transcript has a single exon. The record is from RefSeq and is a predicted model, not a curated record. Gene Ontology annotation, molecular function: iron ion binding; heme binding; sterol 12-alpha-hydroxylase activity.